AUGCAGCCUCAACAACUGUUCAGACAGCAAAAGGCAUUGACAAUGGACCCAACUCCAAGAAGAAAAUACAGAGGAGUGAGGCAGAGGCCGUGGGGGAAAUGGGCGGCCGAGAUAAGAGACCCGCUGAAGGCCUCGAGGGUGUGGCUUGGCACGUUCGACACGGCCGAGGCGGCGGCUCGGGCUUAUGACCAGGCUGCCCUACGGAUCAAACGCAACAAGGCUAAGCUCAACUUCCCCGAGAACGUCCGGCUCCCGCCACAACCGCCUCCCACAGCCUCUGCGGCUGAUCCUGCACCGACCUGCCUCGCCGUUCCUGACGAGUUGCCCGCUUCUGGCAAUUCCAACGCCGCUAACUGCGACGGGCAGACUCCUCGAUCUUCUUCUUCUUCAAGAACGAGGGCAGAGACGAGCCUCGAGUCUGUAUGA
Molecule: messenger RNA, 426 nt
Organism: Rhodamnia argentea
Lineage: Eukaryota; Viridiplantae; Streptophyta; Magnoliopsida; Myrtales; Myrtaceae
Product: ethylene-responsive transcription factor ERF110-like
Exons: 2
Coding region: 1-426 (141 amino acids)
Biological process (GO): regulation of DNA-templated transcription; ethylene-activated signaling pathway
Molecular function (GO): DNA binding; DNA-binding transcription factor activity
Source: RefSeq, a predicted model, not a curated record